This is a messenger RNA of Tuber aestivum (summer truffle), 1184 nucleotides long. NCBI's taxonomy places the organism in Eukaryota, Fungi, Ascomycota, Pezizomycetes, Pezizales, Tuberaceae. The record is from the annotation of a GenBank genome assembly.
GGUACCGGUAGGGGCAGAAUUCCUGUCCACAGAUGUCAAACCCCACCGCAACGUGAUACGAGUAUGAUACGGUAUCAUACGGUAGUUGUACCCGUCGGGAGAACACAGCCUUCCUAAAAAGCAAGUGUCCAACGGUCUGAGCCGAUAAGAAAAUCGAGUGCAUUUCUGUGAUUAUACCCUCAUCUGAUCAUCGUGUCCCCAGAGUUCCCUCGAUUCCCAGUUUUGAGCUAAUUUUCUGCGCCAGUUGCACUUUUGAAACCAGGUAUUGGCUCCUCCCAAUCCCACGGGUGGUGUAGGAGUGCAGGCCAUUUGCCGCCUUGGGUGCAAGCCUGUCCCAACUGGAGAGCUGAACCGCUAGAGCUGUCGGCCGCUUAGAAUUGGACACGGCUUCGUAAUUACUUCGAGCCGUUCGCAACAGCCUCCUCAGGGUCUGGCAUUCGCACCUGGAACACCAUGCAGCCAACCGGACCCUAACCAAAGCCUUUGUUGGUCCAAAGGUUCUGCUGGGCCGGGCGGCAUCCGGUGGCCACUUAGUCAGUGGGGCCAAUCAACGGAAUUGUGGGUAUUUAUUAUUGGGUGAAAGAAUGCACUUGCUGAGGAUAUGGUGCCGGUAUGCGAAGAAAUUCUGGAGCAGCGAUGCAUUACUUACUAAAGAGGCGGUAGCAAUUCUGCAGUGGGUAUACAUCACACGCUUAAUUUAUCCCUCGGAUCACCCGUUAGAACGUCCGCGAUGCGAUACGAUACGACACGACAUGACCAGGAGCAGAGCAAGAUGCAGGCACAAACCAUACAUACACAUAAGAUCUGCGGACUAGGAGUAAAUGUAAAUAUAGACGUACUACCGUCAUCAGCCUCUGAAACGAUUCUACAGGUGGAAAGGAAGGGAAGGAACUGCGAGAACCCUGCCAAGAGUAGCUCACGGAAAACCCAAGGAACCAUUGGAUAAAGGAGGAAUUGGAAUUGCUCAAACUUAGACUUCCAUAGCGUGCUGCAUAAGUCGCGCGCCCUUCCAUUGCUUGGGGCUGCGCUUGCAUUCCUCUUGUAUUCCUCUUGUACAUGGCUGCGUUUGUUGUUUCCAUGCGCGGAUCUAGUGUUUGCUUUCGUUAAACAGCGUGGUUUAUUCACCCUUUUCUGAUCCUCUUGCUCUCUACCCUCUUUGGAUAAUCAACAAAUUACCUCAUCUC